Messenger RNA from Astrephomene gubernaculifera, 1853 nucleotides. Lineage: Eukaryota; Viridiplantae; Chlorophyta; Chlorophyceae; Chlamydomonadales; Astrephomenaceae. The record is from the annotation of a GenBank genome assembly.
GACCCAUGUAUUGAAAAUGGGUUGGGGCGAGGCAGUGGCGACAGGUAAAAAAGGGGUUUAGGGAAGACCACGACUCUACACUGACUCAGCAAACCCCACCCAACAAGUACUGCUACGGUACCCCCCGACACCUGCCGGGUGCUGCUAUACCCGACACCUGCCGGGUGCUGCUAUACCCGACACUUGCCCCCGGGACACAGGUGGCCGCUGCCUGGCUCCGCGGCCCCCCCUCCAACAGCACCACCACCAGCAGCAGCAGCUCAGCCGUCAGUCGCCUGCGGCAGCUACCCGCCCUGGCGGAGCAGCUGGGGGUACCCGCGGAGGUGCUGCACGCCUACAUGCGGGCUGCUGCGGGGGGGACUGCUGCAGGAGGAGGAGGAGGCGCCAGCAGCAGCAACGGCGGCGGCGGUGCGAAUGGUAUUGGCGUUGUUGGCGGCGGUCCGCUGUCCUUGUUGGGUGGCGAGCCGUCGCCCCUGGGGGGAGCCGCCUGGGACGCUUCUCCUGCGCCGCCGCCGCCGCCUCAGCUGUCGCUUGCCUCCCUGCCGCUGCUGCAGCUGCUGCCGCCGGGUCAGCUGCAGCAGCUGGGUAUGUCGGCGGGUUGCGGUGCAACGGGGGCGGCGGCGGCAGCAGCAGCAGCGGCUCAGCUGCUACAGCUGCAGCAAGGCGGCAAGGGCAGCGGCGGAGGCGGUAGCGGAGGCUGUAGCGCGUCUGCGUUACGCGGUCUGUUAGAGGAGGAGGCUGCUGCUGCUGCUGUUGCUGCUGCUGUUGCUGCUGCGGGCGGAGGUGGCGGUGGCGGCAAGGGAGGGGUCGUGGGUGGUAUCAUCAGUGGCAGCGGCGGUGCUGGGGCUGCCGGGGGUGAGAGCGCCACCGGUGUUGCGUUGGGUUCGCGGUUGGGCAGCCUGGGCGGGGGAGGAGGAGGAGGAGGGGGCUUCAGAAGGGAAAUGGAGGAGAGCGGUACGGGUUUGCUAGCGGAGGCGGUGGCGGCGGCGACAGCAGCGGGGCGCGUCAAGCGGGCUCGUAUUACUGACGACGGACGGCGCAGUAGCGGCUGGGAGCUUGAGUCCUCCUCGUUUGGCGGCAGGGGGGUUGCGGGUCUGGCUGGGGGUUUCCCGGGGGCUGAGCAGGAGCUGUUGAUGCUGACCUCGCUAGCAGGCGGCGGCGGCGGUGGCAGCAACAGCGGGGCAGCUGCUGCUGCUGCAGCUGCCGACGGAUCCUCCAUGCAGCUAGCGCUGCCGCCGCCGCUGCCCCCCCUGCAUCAGCAGCAGCAGCAGUCCUCGUUCUCUGACCCCGUAGCGCCGCCGCCGCCGGCUCUACACGGCAGGGAGCGUAGGACAGCCCAGCUGAAGGGUGUGUGCCACGUGGAGGGCUGCCUGCAGGACCUCAGCGGCCUGCGGGAUUACCACCUGAGGUACAAGAUAUGCGAGUACCAUCUGAAGGUGGGGUCCGUGUUGAAGGACGGGGUGGCACAGCGCUUCUGCCAGCAGUGCGGCCGCUUCCACCCGCUCACGGAGUUCGAUGGAAACCGCCGCUCCUGCAGGACCAUGUUGGCUCGGCACAACAUGCGUCGAGCCAAGAAGCUAGGACAGGGCUGCGGCGCUCUGGGCGACGACGGCGGCAUCAGCAGCACUGCUGCUGCUGUGGGUGGCGGCGGUCUGCUGCAGGGCGGAGGAGGGCUAGGUGCUGCUGCUGGUGGCGGUGGCGGUGGCAUGCUGGGCGGUGCAGCAGCAGCGGACCUAGGCGCGCAACUGCUGCAGCAGCUGGGGCCGGCGGGGCUGGCGGCAGCCAUGGCCUCUCUAGGCGCCGCAUCCCACCACCCCCACCCCCAGCAACAGCAACAGGGCCAGCAGCAUCAG